Molecule: messenger RNA, 841 nt
Organism: Chaetura pelagica (chimney swift)
Lineage: Eukaryota; Metazoa; Chordata; Aves; Apodiformes; Apodidae
Gene: ZDHHC21
Product: zinc finger, DHHC-type containing 21
Exons: 7
Coding region: 44-841 (265 amino acids)
Biological process (GO): peptidyl-L-cysteine S-palmitoylation; protein targeting to membrane
Cellular component (GO): endoplasmic reticulum; Golgi apparatus
Molecular function (GO): protein-cysteine S-palmitoyltransferase activity
Source: RefSeq, a predicted model, not a curated record
UUUUUGUCCUGGGUUGUGACAGAUUAUUACCUGUUUGUAUUCAAUGGGACGAAGAAUUCAUUUUGUGGUUGACCCUCAGGGUUGGUGCUGCAUGGGCCUGAUUAUCUUUGUCUGGCUGUACAAUACAAUCUUCAUUCCAAAAAUCAUCCUUUUUCCUCACUAUGAAGAGGGACAUAUUUCAGUCAUGGCAAUUUUGUGUUAUUACUUCUGCUCUUUAUUUUGUAUAGCUUCAUUGCUAAGAGCCUCAAUAGCUGAUCCAGGAAAGCUGCCUGAAAACCCAAAGAUACCAAUUACAGAACGAGAAUAUUGGGAAUUAUGUAACAAAUGCAAUAUGAUGAGACCAAAGCGUUCACACCAUUGCAGUCGUUGUGGACAUUGCGUGAGGAGGAUGGAUCACCACUGUCCGUGGAUUAAUAAUUGUGUUGGUGAAGACAAUCAUUGGCUGUUUUUACAGCUAUGUUUCUACACUCAGAUCCUUAGUUCCUAUACACUGAUACUUGAUUUCUGCCAUUACUACUAUUUUUUGCCUCUGAAAAAAGAAAACUGGGAUGUUUUUGUAUUUAGACAUGAACUUGCUCUCCUAAGAAUAUCUGCCUUCAUGGGUUUAAUAAUAUUAAUUGGAAUAAGUGGACUCUUUUACACUCAGCUAAUGGGUAUUUUCACUGACACCACAAGUAUAGAAAAAAUGUCAAACUGUUGUGAAGACAUAUCGAGGCCCCGAAAGCCAUGGCAGCAGACCUUCUCAGAAGUUUUUGGCACUCACUGGAAGAUCCUGUGGUUUAUUCCUUUCAGGCAGAGGCAACCACUACGAGUUCCCUACCACUUUGCCAGUCAUGUCUAA